AGUAGCAGAAAUGGUCUCAUAUCGUAAAAAAGCAAAACAAAAAAUAAAAAUGAAGAGCAUACACCUACUACGAGUGUCGUCAGCAUCACCGCUCCUCUCAAAAUCAAAACCACCACGUAUCCUUUAUCAUCAUCACUCUCCCACUCCAAAUUCCAUUUCCCUCGAUUUCUGUUUCUCUCCUCCUCCUCGAAGCUUCUCGAUCAUGGCUGCCGCUGCCGCUGCCGUCGAUGAAUUCGUUAAGGGUAAUAUUCAUCCAAACGGGGUCGCUGUUCUCACUCUCGAUCGCCCCAAGGCCCUCAACGCCAUGAACUUAGAUAUGGAUAUAAAGUACAAAACAUUUAUGGAUGAAUGGGAAUCGGAUCCAAGGGUCAAAUGCGUUCUGGUUGAGGGAAGCUCGCCUCGUGCAUUUUGUGCAGGAAUGGAUAUUAAAGGGGUUGUUGCCGAGAUUCAAAAGGACAAAAACACUCCUGUUGUGCAGAAGGUAUUCACUGCAGAAUAUUCUUUAAUAUGCAAAAUUUCUGAGUACAAAAAACCAUAUGUGUCCUUGAUGGAUGGCGUAACAAUGGGCUUUGGAAUUGGGCUAUCUGGUCAUGGUCGGUACCGGAUUGUAACAGAGAGGACAGUUCUUGCUAUGCCAGAAAAUGGUAUUGGCUUGUUCCCAGAUGUUGGCUUUUCCUAUAUAGCAGCAAAAAGUCCAGGAGAAGGAUCAGUUGGCAAUUAUCUUGCAUUGACUGGAAAGAGGAUUUCUACACCCUCUGAUGCACUAUUUGUAGGUCUUGGAUCACACUAUGUUCCAUCUGGGAAUUUAGUCCAGCUGAAGGAGGCCCUUUUGCAAAUUACCUUUUCUAAUGACCCACAUCAGGACAUCAACGCACUUUUAGCAGAGUAUGGUCAUGACCCUGAGUCUGAGUCCCAGUUGAAGUCACUUUUACCUCGAAUAAUCUCAACCUUUGGUCCAAAUAAGUCAGUGGAGGAGAUAAUUGAAAACUUGAAAAGUCAUCAGCUGAGUGCUGAUCCUAAAGUGGUGGAGUGGGCAAAUGAUGCUCUUCAAGGUAUUGGAAAAGGUGCUCCCUUUUCUCUAUGCUUGACACAGAAAUACUUCUCUAGAGUUGCAUUUGCCUUUGGUAAAAUCAGCAAUGAAUUAUCUACGCUAAGUGGUGUGAUGAAAACAGAAUAUCGCAUUGCCCUUAGGUCUUCUCUGCGCAAUGAUUUUGCUGAAGGUGUCAGGGCAGUCUUGGUUGACAAGGAUCAGAAACCAAAGUGGAAUCCGUCAAGCUUGGAAGAAGUAGAUCAAAGUGAAAUAGAAUCUCUCUUCAAACCAUUAAGCCCAGAAGCUGAGCUGACAGCAUGAAUAUUGCAUAUGAAAUUAUCCCCUGAGACCUUGUUAUUAUAGGAAUAAAACCGAAGCAGUGAAGAUAAACAGUUGUAAUUUGCAGAACAGAAAAACCAUUCUGGAAUGAUGGUCCCAGUUUGGUGCCAUAAUGUUUCUUGUUUUGUGCUUGCCGUAGACGGUUGAUUCUGAAUCUUGUGGUCCUAAUAAAUAACAUCAGGAUCUGAGAGUUCCAAAA
Molecule: messenger RNA, 1568 nt
Organism: Populus nigra (black poplar)
Lineage: Eukaryota; Viridiplantae; Streptophyta; Magnoliopsida; Malpighiales; Salicaceae
Product: 3-hydroxyisobutyryl-CoA hydrolase-like protein 3, mitochondrial
Exons: 10
Coding region: 11-1351 (446 amino acids)
Biological process (GO): L-valine catabolic process
Cellular component (GO): cytosol
Molecular function (GO): 3-hydroxyisobutyryl-CoA hydrolase activity
Source: RefSeq, a predicted model, not a curated record